This is a messenger RNA of Apis mellifera (honey bee), 2974 nucleotides long. RefSeq lists its product as uncharacterized. NCBI's taxonomy places the organism in Eukaryota, Metazoa, Arthropoda, Insecta, Hymenoptera, Apidae. The transcript is spliced from 4 exons. Bases 720 to 1427 code for a protein of 235 amino acids. The record is from RefSeq and is a predicted model, not a curated record.
UUCGGAGAUAAUUUUUUUUAUGGUGGUGAUGGAUUGGGUUGUAUUCCUCUGAGAGCGAGUGUUUCUCUUCUUUUAAUUUUCGAUCGUGUUUUGAGAAAUUCGAUCCGUCGCGAAAGGACGAACGGUCGACGAGCGAGUCAAAAGUUGUUGUUGUUGUUGUUGCUGUUAUUGAAGAAAGUUGUAUACCUCGUUUUCGUCGUAUCUCUCGUGGAAAAAUUUAAAAAUGAAUCCGUCGUUUUGCUUUCCAUCCAUCCCGAUAUAUCGUUCGAUAAUAAUCGAGGAAUAAUCGAGGGGGCGGGGAAGGAAGAAAUAUACAUCAUCGCGGUUUGAUGAAGUCAAUUACUCCUUUGAAUACUUCAUCUUUUUUAAUUGUCGAAAUAGUGAGUUUGAUACGAUGCGGUCACGCGUGUGCGUAUACGUGUACGUAUGUGUGUGUGUGUGUGUUCAGUUUCAAUUUAUCGAGUAAGAUGAGUUAUGUAAAGUCAUUUGAAUGACGAAGGUUACCUUUAAAUUAUUCUUUAGGUGUAUUUUUAACAGCGGUAAUAUCAGUCUGUAGAAAAGAAAAAGGCUCGAACUUUCUACAAAUUAGAUUUGUUAAAAAAACGAAUGGAACGGUAGAAAUAAUUGGCCCACGUCCAAAUAUAUGUACCACGUUCAGAUACGACGAUAAUUAUAUACGCGACUCGACUGGAUUUAAUCGGGAGACGUCUCGACUGACGAUGACGAUGUUUGUGAUGGACGACACCUCGGACGGGCGCAAUGGGACGAAUGCGUGGCACCAGGAGGACGUCGUUUCGUCGGAAUACAACGUGACGACGACGGCGAGCGGAGCGGCCAGCAAGACGAGCCACUUCGAGACCGAUUUGCACGGGAACGUUAACAUCCUUCUAGGCGGGGCGAUGCUGAGCGGGGUUAUUAUGGUUGUCCUCCUCAUGUGCUACUGCUGUCACAAGAGCAUUCGAAAGAAUCGGCCGCAAGAGUACCCGCAAUACUGGAGAACGGAACCAGACGCGCACAGCCUCGAGGUGUUCACCACGGAAGCGCAUGCCGCCUGCUGCGAGAGGCAACAACAACAACAACAACAACAACAACAAUCGGCGACGACCGAUGGAAACCGGGACGAGAGCGCAUACGACGCUUUAUCCUGCCCCGUAACCCCGAUUUCCGGCCCCGGCCCGCCCCCAACUUACGACAGCCUGAUCUUCGAUCCGAAAAGCCUGGCCACCGCCACCUUCUCGAUGGAGAAGAAGCGCGAGGGUGGAGAGACACCCGGGGCCAUCGUUCCCCCGAUGGUGUCCACGUUAUUGGGGCUGAGCGCGAGAUCGGGCCUGGAGCCGAGUAACGAGGCCGUCGAACAGCAAGCAUCGGACGAGGGAUUGCCUUCCUACGAGGCCGCCUUAAAAUUGGACGCGAACGGUUACGUGUGACCGUGCGACCGGCCCACGUGUGAAAUCCCAGACGAUUUUUCGACGAUUGUGUUCCUUAACGUUGUGUUCCUUUCCACGAGGGAGGGGGGAAGCGAGACGAAGAGCGAAGGGACGACGAGGAAUUGGAUGGAAGAAAGAAACGGGAUUGGAAAUUAGAUCCAUAACGUCUUUCUUUAGGCUUUUAGAACGGAGAGAAAGUUGAAGAUCUUAGCUUUGAUUAAUUAACGCGAGCUUAGGAAAAAAUUAUUUCCCCGAUUCCCGUAGGUUUAGAGAGAGAGAGAGAGAGAGAGAGAGAGAGAGAGAGAGAGAGAGAGAGAGAGAGAGAGAGAGAGAGAGAGAGAGAGAGAGAGAGAGAGAGAGCGAGCGAGCGUGGUUUCGAUGGACGUGGAUAAUAAAAUAUUGGUCCGCUUCUAAUGUUAAAAGACGCUUGGUUCUUAGAAAGAAAUAAGAUCCCUGACCCGUCGAUUCCCGAUUCUAUCGAUACGAAUCGUAGGGCGAACAAACGAAAAAAAAAAAAAAAAACGAGAGCGAACGAAACGAAGGAAAAUCCGCGAAGCGAUUUAUGUCUCGUCUCGUUGUAUAGAUUACUUUCGAGUUUCGCGUAACGUAAUAAUAAUAAACUUGUGUAUAAUAACUUGAGUUAAACUGAAUAAACACCGGGGGAAUAAUAAUAAUGAUAAUAUAACGCGAGUUAUGUUAGCUCGCUAAUCUUCUUAAAGAUCCGCAGAAUUGAUCCUAAAAAUAUACACAAAGCUUCGAAACGUUACUUCGAGCGAAUCAAUCGAUGUAAAUUCGUAUAAAUAAAGGGGACGGUGUUACGACAGAAUUAUUAUUCUGUCCCCCGAAGAGAAAGAUUCUAAUCCGAUUCUAAUCAUUUAAAUAAAAAAAAAGAAAACAAAAUGCAAAGUCGAGAAAUCGAUCGUCUUAUCCUUCACCAGGCGAAGGCCACUUUAGCAGUCCUCAAAUCAUAUCGUUGAUCAGCUUAAAGACCACUUUAAGGCGGGCAUGAAUUACGCCUUCGUUUAUGGUUCGUUCGCUGGAGCUGAUCGAGUGUCGCGAAUUCGUCUACGCCGUUACUCCACGCGAUUCGACUUCGACUCCUCCUCGGAGUGCGCGUGCGCGCGCAACCAGCGAAUAUUUCCCAUCGUUGCGCGACGAAAAAUCGCUAUUGAACGGGCGACAAUUUUUCGACCGAGACGGCGAUCGAUGAAGGUAUCAAGAGGUAAUUUUUCGUGUACGGGAGAGGGGAAAAAAAAAAAGAAAAAGAAAAAAGAAAAAAGAGCUUCGAUCGAGAUAAAGCGGAAGGUAAUAGAACGAUUCGGUUUUUUAACUCUUCUUGGAGAAAUGGAACGCAUCGAUUCUACUCGGCUCGGAUUCGAAUAAUUUACUCUCAAGGCUGUUUGCGAAUUAAUUGUAACGAUUUGUUUUCUGAAAGAGAGAGAGAGAGAGAGAAAGAGUUAAUAAAGCGAACUUUUACUUAAUUAUCGGAUAUCUUAAUGAUAACGAGUGUGUUACAAAACACAUUCGUCUGGUGGAAACAAAAGGGA